Molecule: messenger RNA, 942 nt
Organism: Microsporum canis CBS 113480
Lineage: Eukaryota; Fungi; Ascomycota; Eurotiomycetes; Onygenales; Arthrodermataceae
Exons: 2
Coding region: 1-942 (313 amino acids)
Biological process (GO): protein phosphorylation
Molecular function (GO): ATP binding; protein kinase activity
Source: RefSeq, a predicted model, not a curated record
AUGAAUUCGUUGCCACGGUUCUCCAUUACAGAAUUCUGGUUUGACGCCCCCAGAAAAGAGUCUAGGAUGACUGUGAGAUGCAAAGGAAGAACAGUAUUUCGAUUUGCCGAAGUAGCAGAAGCAGAUGACGGUCUUGACGGCCUAACUAUUGAUGAUUUUCAGGACUGGGCGAUAAAGCCCUUCCUUCCACUAUUUCGAGAUGCCGAACCUCUUACGCAUACACAAAAGCCUUAUACCCUCUACGACUAUCUUAAUCCAGAGACUUUUUACUAUUCACUACUAGCUACUAACGACACCCUCGUUCCUUUCCCAGGCGACCAAGCUUUAUCACAACAAAGACCACAUGGGGUCGACCUGCAUGGCUAUAAACUCAGCACAGUGUGCCAUUCAUAUCAACCGAUGCAAGUACAGAUUAGUUCCGAUUAUCCCGACUCUGAGGAUGCGCUCGUCGAACUGCCCGAGAAGGUGCUCGUGGAUGGGAAGACCUGUUUCUUUAAGCCAUUGGGCGCUAGAGAGAAGAGGAGCGCUCUCCGUGAGCUUGAAUGCUACAAGCGCAUAAGGGACUUGCAACGCAGCAUGACAGUGCGAGUUCCCGUCUUGUACGGUGUUGUUCAAGACAACUCGCGGUGUUUAGGGCUGUUGCUCUCUUGGGUUGACUGUCGUUACAUAACAUUGGAAUGCGCACUGCGCCCUAACACACCAAGAGCUCAAAAUGAGAGGUGGGCAAGUCAACUGGCAACCACAUUGCGCCACUUACAUAAUGCAGGUAUUGUAUGGGGUGAUGUAAAGCCAGCGAAUGUUCUAGUUGAUGUAAAGGAUGAUAUAUGGAUUGUUGAUUUUGGAGGCGGAUAUACUCGAGGCUGGGUCGGGAAGGAUAAAGCAGGGACGAUUGAGGGUGAUAUUGAGGGUCUAAUGAGGAUUAAUGAUUUUCUAUCGCGAUAA